UCCAAAGUCCACUCAAAACUCGUUGAAUGUGCUUAGCAAAAUAUCUAAUUCUGACUACUUUAAAAUGGCUAAAAAAGGUGGUGCAAUGCUAGACCUACCUACAGCAUGUCGUUUUGCAGUCCUUGAAGUUAGUGACGACAGUGAAGAAGACGCAAAUUCAACCACUUUAAACAAGAAAAAUACUGCAAAAACUGCAACAGGGAAAAAUGACAGCUCCUCUGUUUCCUCAAAGAAAAAGAAGCAAAAGAAACGAAAACAUAAAAGUAAAACUACUCAAGCUGAUGUAUUGGAAGAAAUUGAGGUUCCCUCUCAGAUUAGCAGUGAAGUACAUGUAAAUACAGAAAAACCAGAAGAAGAUUGGCAGUCAUGGCAAAAUAGAGAUGAACAGUAUGUGUUGGAACAAUUUCAAAAAGAUUUAAAGGCUGCACUAGAGGCUAGCAAGAUGACAAAUUAUUCAAGAGAUCACCAAGAAAAUGAUUUAUCAUCUAYUAAAAAGAAAAAGAAAGAAAAAACAAUAUCAUUAGAUGAAUUUAUUAGUGGAAAUACAGAAACUAGUCAACCAGAGACUAAUGGUACUACUUCCAGUUUUCCAGAUAACACAUUAUAUGGAUUAGAUGACUUUCAGGAUGAAAACAUUCCUGUAAGUAUACCAUUGCAUGAUGAAAAGCCACAGAAARCUAAGAAGAAAAAGAAAGGACAUGAAAAAUCAGUUGUUGAAGAAGCUGCAAAGAAAGAGUCAGACCACAAAGAACAUAAAGUAUCAGCGUCUCAUGAAGAAUCAAUAAAAGCAGAAAUGGUUCAUAUACAAGAAGAACUGACCAAGAAAGAUGAACUUGUAGAGAAACAGCAAAAAACUAUAGAGAAACAAAAAGGCUGGAUUAGUGAAUUACAAAAAGAAUUAGCACAAGUAAAAAAGAGGAAUAAACAGCUUUGUCAUAUACUAGGACAGGGAGAAAUGAAAGAAAAAGCUGAUUUACUACUACAAAUAGAAGAAUUGAGUGAAGUUAGAGACCAGGUUGUCCAGCUUCAUGCAGAAUUAGAGCAAGAAAGAUCAAAGUCAUCUGCUUUAAAACAGGAAUUAACAAAACACCAGACAUCACAUGGAAGACCAAGACAUGGCUCAACAUCAUAAACAUUAGAAAAGCCAGUUAUUCAGAGCAACAAAAAUUCAUUUAAAAAGAUURUUUAAAGAACUAAAAAGUGGAAAAACAAAUGGAAAAUGAACAAAAAAAUCUCUUUUCUCUUCUCUCAUUUGGCUAAACAAAUAUUAGACUAAAUCAGAUAUUUGUUGGUAUUACAAGACUGGUGGUCACUUUGAUCAAAAACAUGUUCAGACAAACUCAUUUCCAGACCUUCACUUUMAUUUUUCCUUGGAAAAAUGAGAUUGGAAGAGAGAAUAGGCCCAAAACCAUCCUCGGGAACCCAGGGGUAUUUUUUCUGGGAGUGAGGAACGAACGACAGAAGAUUACCCCUGGGUUCCCGAGGAUGGCCCAAAACAAGAAAACAGCUUCUGAUACUACUCCCAUUUUUUUUUUUUUUUUUUUUUUUGCUGUUUUUUUGCUUCCUAUUGAAUUGUGAGAAUAAUUUCAUUUGUUCAUUUUUCAUUUGAUUUUCAUUUAUUAUAAAAAAAAGAUUUUCAGCCAGGGACAAGGUGUUACAUUUACUUUAGUCAACUGGCUCAAGUCAAUCUUUAAAUUUAUUCAUUCUUUAUUUUUAGCCAAUCAGAGAGAAGUUUUGUAGAUAGUACCUACUCUCUAAAAUGGGCUUCCUGUGUUGAGUCARUCAGAUUCCCACAUGGAACCCAAACAGAAAGGAGGCUGACAGAGGAUUAGUUUAUAAUAUUUGCACUCCAGUCCAUGGCUGAAAAUCAUGUAAACAAUGUUAAUAAAAAAGUUGUUGUUCUGAUGUGAAAAGAAAAUGUCAUAGAUUUUUCAGUUUAUUUUUAUAUUCUGACAUUUUUUGCAAGCAUAAUUUUAGAACUGCUUGUUAAUUGAGUUCUAAGAUUACUGAAAGUUAACAAAAAAAUUUGCAUAGAUCUCAUUUUAGCAAAACGUAUUGAUUUUUGUAGAUCCUUAAAUUAUCUUCUGUUGAAAAAUAAUUAAAAGCAUUUUCAUGCAUU
Molecule: messenger RNA, 2119 nt
Organism: Exaiptasia diaphana
Lineage: Eukaryota; Metazoa; Cnidaria; Anthozoa; Actiniaria; Aiptasiidae
Product: G kinase-anchoring protein 1
Exons: 11
Coding region: 65-1132 (355 amino acids)
Biological process (GO): signal transduction
Cellular component (GO): Golgi apparatus
Source: RefSeq, a predicted model, not a curated record